This is a messenger RNA of Branchiostoma floridae (Florida lancelet), 1678 nucleotides long. Its product is annotated as cytochrome P450 2U1-like. Gene Ontology annotation, cellular component: intracellular membrane-bounded organelle; cytoplasm. NCBI's taxonomy places the organism in Eukaryota, Metazoa, Chordata, Leptocardii, Amphioxiformes, Branchiostomatidae. Gene Ontology annotation, molecular function: heme binding; oxidoreductase activity, acting on paired donors, with incorporation or reduction of molecular oxygen, reduced flavin or flavoprotein as one donor, and incorporation of one atom of oxygen; iron ion binding. The coding region runs from base 1 to 1416 and encodes 471 amino acids. Gene Ontology annotation, biological process: xenobiotic metabolic process. The transcript is spliced from 7 exons. The record is from RefSeq and is a predicted model, not a curated record.
AUGUUUUCUGCGUUGUUGUCUCAAGUCUCCAUCCGCACCAUUGCGGCGUUUUGGGUCAUUUUCCUCACCCUGCUCGUGUUCUUCAAACGACGUAAGAACCUCCCACCGUCACCGAGUGGGAGCUGGCCUGUUGUCGGCCACCUGUUGUCCCUCGGCCGAGCGCCCCACCUGAAGCUUACGGAGUGGAGGAAACGGUAUGGCGACGUGUACACUGUUAGAAUGGGGAUGGAAGACGUGGUGGUUCUGAACGGCUACCGGGCCAUCAAAGAGGCGCUUGUGGACUACAAGGACGCUUUCUCCAGCAGGCCAAACAACUAUGUGCUGAAUCUGGUCACUGGCUCAGGAAAAGUCGUUGAUAUCCGCGCGCGCAUUUAUCUCACAGACAUCGCGCUUGCAAAAUUCAACCAAGCCUACAAGGAAAAACGUAAGUUUGCCUACAGUGCGCUGAGAACCUUGGGGAUGAGAAUGGGACCAGGCAGUAUGGAAGAGAACAUCAGAGACGAGGCUCGUCAGCUCUGCCUGAAGUUGUCAGAACAAGGGGACGUACAUCUACGUGACAUCGCCGACAACUUGAAUGUGUCAGUCGCUAACAUCAUCUGCUCCAUGGUGUUCGGGAAACGCUACGAGUACGAUGAUGUCAAGUUUGUGGAACUGACCAAGAUCGUUCACGCAUUCCUUCGACAAGAAAUUACAAAGCAUCGCGAGACCCUGGACAACGGGAAUCCACGAGACUUCAUCGACCUCCUUUUCAUCGAAAUACAAACUCAAGGGAAGACCGACUACUUUACAGAGGAGAAUAUUGUGUGGAUAAUUGAAGACCUGUCUGUUGCUGGAAUGGAGACCACGGCCAACACUUUGCGAUGGGGUCUUCUGUACAUGGUCCUGUUUCCAGAGGAGCAGAAGAAGGUCCAAGUUGAGCUGGACAGUGUCCUGGGAACAGACCAUGACGUGCCCACCCUGGCCCACAGGUCCCAGCUCCCGUAUACCGAGGCUACUAUUAUGGAGAUCCAGCGAAUCAGGGCCAUCCUUCCCCUCAGUAUUCCUCAUACUCCUAACGAGGACACGAAGUUUCGAGGCUAUGACAUCCCCGCGGGAAUGCAGGUUCUUCCCAACCUGUGGUCAGCUCAGAUGGACCCAGAGUUCUGGCCGGACCCUGAGAGGUUUGAGCCCCGUAGGUUCCUGGACUCUGAAGGCAAGGUGUUCACCAGGCCCGAAUCCUUCAUGCCUUUCUGUACUGGCCGCCGUGUCUGCCUCGGUGAGCAGCUGGCUAAGAUGGAACUCUUUUUGCUCUUUUCUUCCCUCCUGAAGCACUUCACCUUCAAGUUGCCAGAGGGCGCCACUGUACCUUCUACCGAUGGCUGCAUGGGAAUAACCCUGGUCCCACCAAGAGUGAAUAUGUGCAUCACUCAACGCUAGGAAUGUAUAUGUCAGCGCAAUUUGUGUGAUAUUUUCACAAUACACGUCUGUCACAAUACCUGUAUUCAAAAAGGUGACUGACUUGUGUUACCCUGUUUAGAAAUAUUUACAUAACGCCAACUAAAAGGUAAAUAAUAAAUAUAUGUACAUGUAUUGUAUACCUUUGUCAACAAACAUAUAUAUCUGUUACACUGGACAUAUUUUUCUAGUUAAUAUAUUUGUCAUAUUGUACAAUUCUUGGUCAAUCGAAGAGAAGAAUCGC